GACUGUAAAGGUCAUGUGAGUGUGUACCUUAUUUGUAUCGUUGAAAUCAUUUAGUUAUUUUACUAGUAAGUUCUUUCUGAAAUUCGAAUGGUGUGAGUACUAUCAUCCACUAAUGAUCUUGUAAAGGAGUAGAAUUUUCUGCCAGGAUUGCAUUUUCAUCCCUCACAAUGAAGAAAGUGGAUAGAAGUUAAAGGUAAGCUUACUGAUCUACUACUAAAACAUCAUGUUCACGUUUUUCACGUUGUAAACUGGUAUUUGGAUACGGAUUCUAAGCCGAUAUCCAAUCUUGUGCUGUAGUCCGUAAGAAUGAUUUAGAUUCACAUACAUUUUACAAUAAGUCGCCUUCAAACAUCACACAGGAAAUUAGUUACGUCUAUUUAGCCACUGUCACUGUGUAAGAAAGAAUCUAGUUACAAAAAAAACGGAGAUUGAUCACUCUUUUGAGACAGGUAUCUGAUAGAGUCUGAUACUCUACUAGAAAAACAAAGUUACUAAGUCGUGGUACUAGGUACCAAGAAAAGUUUAAAGCCAUCGAAUUCAGUAUCCAAGACGUUCUUCACCUUUACAAAUUCACAGUAUAACCUUUUCAUCUUCACGUCCUCCUUAGGUAGAAGUUGUAACUAGCUACACCAAGAAAAAUAAGACUAAGAACCCUCUUCAAGUAACUCACUCGGAAGACAAAGAAAAACCAACAAAAAGAUGAGUUUUCCCGGGUCCAGUCCGGUUCCUCGUAUGGCAGCGCCCACUCUGGGAACCCUGGACGCUCGCCACUUCGGCCACGACAGUGCUCCUCCUCCAAAGCUAGGGAACAAGAUGAGCAUGCCUCUGAACCUUGCCCCGUACUUGUACGAAAGCUACCCGCGGACGCCGUCGACGCAAGCGCCGGGCUCCCCUGUACGCGGACUAUCGACCGUGGAUGAGCAGAACACGAUCAAUUUUGACAAUUUUAUUAUGCUCCAUUUCCUUCACUAACCGCUAACUAAGUAGUACUAAAACUAAACUCAUCACUGACUACUAACGAAGUACUAACUAAGUACGAUUUGUGCUAACUAAGUAGUAUAAAACUAAACUAAUCACUGACUACUAACUAAGUACUAACUAUGUAUAAGUACUAACUACAAGUACUAACUAUAAGUACUAACUAUAAGUACUAACUAAGUACUACUAACUAAGUACAUUUGUUGCUCCUCCCAAUUCCAUCUUGCUCCAUAUCUCUAACCCCAACAACAACGAAGAUGCUUUCGGUAAGUUGAAUUAUGGGCCAUAUUGGACCAGCAAUGGUGGGCAACAUGCAGAAGAGUAUCAAGGUCUGAAGAACUAUUUCGGAGACGACGAAGAAUGGGAACCAGUGAGGGCCCAUAAACAACAACAUCUUCUUCCGCAGUCGUAUAGAACUCCUGCCGAAAGCGCUUUUACUUAUGGCUAGACGGCCAAGGCAUCCUCAGCAUCAUCCUUGGUCCCUUUUUCUUUCAAGAGGAAAAAGAAAGCGGGGAUGCCCGUCUCAAGGCUGCGACUGCGGUAGCUCUAAUAUACUCAUCAUCAGCAGCAGCAGCAGCAGCCUUACUCGUACAACAACAAGUCGCUGUAUCAGUACGAACCAGCUCCUCGCGGCAUCCCACAACUGAAUCCGAAGGUCCCAGUGCCGGUUGACCAAUUCGGCGUAGUCCAUGACAGUUUUCAGGACGAUGAUACUACUCCACUCUACUACAAUAUCAACAACAACGUCAAGAUCAUAGCCAGAAAUAAACAGCCUUCCAAGACCACUACUGAAAAAGCCGCUCCAGUGGCGAAAGAGAAAGGAAAGAACUUCGGUUUGUGUGCCUUUUACGGUAGAAUGUUUCUCGAAGCAAAGGAACAAGGGUUUGCAGAGUACAAGGGCUACAAGGGCAAUCACACGUUCUUCCAUUACGCAGCGAAGAAGGGGAAUAAGCCACUGUUGGACUUUUUGUGUCAGCAAGAAGGAUUGUUGGAGAAACAGGUAUAGAAGUACUAGAGAUCGAGGCUUUAGGUGAAGACUGAUACUUAAUAAUAAGAGAUGUUGGGCUACUUUUCUGGCCCUCAACCAUUUCUAUAAUUUGACUAGUUCAAUAGUUCAACCUCAUCACUCGUCCACUCAGAUCCACGGCAUCGACGAAUUCGGGAAGAAAGCGAUUGAUCUAGCUUCUCCGAAAAAGAAGGACAGCCUUCAUGCCGAAUUAGCAACUCUGAUGGCCAGAGUUCCAGCUCCAAAUCCCGAGAGUGAUGCUAAAGAAGCCAAGUACCAAGCUCUUCGCAAUGGUGGCACUCCUACUGGUGGAAAAGGAAAGCGAGGAGGAGUUUUGAAGAAUUCUAAUGGUGGAGCAGACGGAGCUGACGUGGCAGGAGGAAAUGAACAGCGCGCCACUUCCUCGUCCAUUAUUCCGGACGACGUUGCUGGAGCGGACUUUUUUCUCGUGAAGGCUAGUGACAUCAUGAGCCCCUUUGAGGCUGAGGAGAUGUGUCCCAAGGAGUAUAAGAAGUGCUUCAAGAUUUUGAACAACCAAGGUUGGAAAGCCAUGGAAAACAAGUGGCCGAACAAGGGACAAACCUUGUUGCAUUGGGCAGCGUCGAAAGGAAAGGAGAAUUUGUGCCAUUUUCUGAUCCUACAGUACGAUCCAGACGUAGACCAGACUGACAACCAUGGCCACGACGCUCAGUGGCACGCGAAGACCAAGAAGCAUCGCAUGUUGGCAAAGAAGAUCCACUUCCGGUUCAAGGGCGCUUAUGCGAGCGCUGCAGCGAGUGGUGGAAAGGAUAAGGAAGGAGGAAAGUGA
Molecule: messenger RNA, 2792 nt
Organism: Amoebophrya sp. A25
Lineage: Eukaryota; Dinophyceae; Syndiniales; Amoebophryaceae
Source: the annotation of a GenBank genome assembly